This is a messenger RNA of Notodromas monacha, 7707 nucleotides long. The record is from the annotation of a GenBank genome assembly. NCBI's taxonomy places the organism in Eukaryota, Metazoa, Arthropoda, Ostracoda, Podocopida, Cyprididae.
UGUUAGUGCGCAUUUCUUGUAUCGUAGGCAUCUGUGAGGUGUGGUGCCAUGUCUUUUCAGCCUCGCGAUAAUGAUGACUUGGCUGUGAUUGAAGCGCUGGUUGCAGAUCGUCUGAAUUCGAUCGCAUUUGUCGGAGCUAUUUCCAGGACAUCGACUCAUCCGACCGCCUCUGACGGGUUAACCGAAAUUUCUUUGAAUCCGUCGGGGCCCUCCGUUGACCGAAUCGGAGUUCGUCAAGAUCUGAAAAUUCCAGCUACGUGCGACGGUUUGACUGCCGCUGACGAUGUGAAAUUUUCUGGUGGUUAUGCUGUUAUUCCUGGCAUUUCCACACCUGAUGCUUUUGAUGACCCGAGCUCCUCUUACGUUAUGAAAGACGGCAAGUUUUCAAGAAAAUGGGGGAAAAAAAUUUAUGAAGUCGUGCGAGGUAUUCCUGUUUGUUCCGCAGAAAUCGAAAGCGUGCACUUGCCGAGCAUGCUUCAAAAAUCAGCGGAUCAUGAAAUCUUGGAAGGAAAUGCGCCAUUUGUCAUUCCUGUGGAACAUGCUCAAGGAAGCAUUGCUGAAGUUCGCUCAUAUGGAGUGGAAAAUGGAUUCAUGGCAGAAAGAAUGCUUGAAAAUGCCGGCGUUAGUGCCGAAUCAGAGCCGUUGGAAUGUAGCGAAGGAGCCGCUUUUUCAUCUGUAAACGAUAUCGAGGAUUGGAAUUCCUCUUCUUUCAGAGACAGCUUGUCUUCAGAAGAAGCCAUGGAAGUCGAUACCGUUGUGACAGAAGAAUCUAACCCUGCUAUACAGAGCCGUGUUGAAGAUGGAGAAGGCAUUGUUUCCCAGGAAGCCGGUGCCAGGGAUGUUGUGAUGACAGAAUUCCAUGAACGAAGCGAUAUUUCUAGAAAUGAUAUUGAGUCAGAAACUUGUACGAAAGAGGAUGCUAUUGCAUUGAAAUCAUCUGACCCUGUAUCAAACUCCGAAGAAACCUCUCCUCCCAUAAACCAAAUCCCAUCUCCCAUUGAAACCACUUCGCAAGAGGAUUCCUCCGCCGGUGCAAGUCAGGAAUCAGUUACAGAUCCUAAAUGUGCGGUCAUCGACAACACUUCUGGAUAUGAAGAUCCGGGUUCAAGUGAAAACGUCGCAUCUAUUCCUGAUUUAGAUGAGCCAGACGUCGGGAAACCUUUGGAAGUAGACAUUUCUUCAACGAAUGCAGUUGGGGUUAAUCCACUGGAAGCGGAAAUUUCUCUGAUGACUGGAACAGAUGGCAAACCACAAGAAAUCGAAAUUUUAAUAUCGACUCAGACAGACGGGAAACCUCCUGAAGCGGAAAUUUUACUGACGACCGAAGUAAAUUUGGAGUCCCCCGCGAAAGAAGCCAUUCCUGACGAUUCGCGGAAGUCCAAUAACCCCACUGUCGUAACGCUUGAUUCUGAUUCUGAAGUGUCAGACACUGACGAAAGGACGGCAGCUCCGAACACAGAAGCUGUGGUUUCUUCGCACGUUUCCGCAAUCAAUGGCGAUGACGAAUCCGACAUUCAAAUCCUUUCUGUCGAGUCGUCAGUAAAAGAAGCCUCUGGAUCAGUCAAGAUAGUGCAGCUUGAUUCUUUGCUUCGUGGCACCCUGUCAAAUAAGCGGCCGGUUCCGACGGAAAAUUCUGACGAUGGAAGUGUCGACAGGAAGAAGCAACGCUUGGAAAAAGCUUCCCAAAACGCGGCUACGACAACUUCUGAUGCCUCACUUGAAAAAGAGGCUGAAACUCUGAAAUGUGACAUCGCAUCGUCACGGAGUUUAAUCUUCUGUUCUUACGGAGAAACGAAUAGGUUUUUUGUUGAACCAGCUUCCACAUUGACGAAGAAUGAUCACGUGAUCGAGUCUGCGUCGUUCGUGGUGCCAUUCGUUUAUUGCCGGAAUAUCGAUGACCCAGUUGUCUCUAAAUAUCGCAAGUUGCGGGCUGAGGAAACGAAAGAAUCUGAAGAAAAAAUGUGUGAGGAAAACAUUGACGAUGUGGACGCUGAGCAUCCCGCAAAUAUAGCUCUUCAUCCUAUUCCCAAAAAGAUUAAAGAUGCUGACUGGGACGGUUCCGAUUCGGAAUCCUCCGACUCCGAUAGUUCUACAUCAGACGGAGGCAAAAAGUCGAAGUCGCGAAAAUCUAAUAAAAAGGAAAAAGAAGAUUCCGCAGCAUCCACUCCAAAACCCGAAGAAACUUUUUGGGAGGAUACGCCAAUCAACUCUUUUCUUUUUGACAUUGGUUGGAGUUUAGUUAGUGAACAUGUGUCCAGAUCUAACUUCAAGCGUGAGCUUAGACUGGUAGAUCGUUACGGCGAAGCAGAGGUCCCGAAAGCUGCGAAAGAAGUUUUAAGUAUUAUGAAAGAAGAUGUCACCAAACGUUCGUUGAAGAACAAAUCCUACCGGGAGAAGAGAAAGUAUUACUGUCCGCGAUGCAAUUUUGUAUCGGCGUUCAAGACAAACUUAAUGGCUCACCUCGAAGUUCCGCAUAAGAUUCGCGGAGAUACGAAGAUAGACAGGUGUAACUUUUGUAACUACACUGCCUCGUGCAGAGCGACGUUCAUAUCUCAUGUGAAGAGCACGCAUGGAUCUCGCGUUAGAUUUGAAGAACCGCCUUUUCCGUAUCAAUGUGCAUUUUGUUUUUAUGAAGACCGUCGCUUGACGAACAACUUCAAGAAGCACGUGGAAAAUUGCCAGAAAGCAUUUCGCGCGAAUGCUGCUAGAAGUAACUGCCGAGUUGCCAUUUGCAAAGAUUUCCCUGGGAAAAAUCUUGCUACCCAAGCAUUUGCAACCAAAGCUAUGAAUAGUUCUGGAAACGCUGGCCAUUUCUUAUGUUUUAUUCCCACUGUUGACCAGAAAAGCCAGAACAAUGCUGUUGUUCCUGGCCGAAAUACACAAGCCAUGCAAUCGUCAGGAGUUCGACAGUCAAGACCGAGAGCUUCGUCAGUCGUGCGACAACCAACUUCAUUUGUGUUGAGGGUUCCCUCGCACAUCGUACGACCUCAGCGACCGCUGACUCCUGUGAAUGCUCCACCAAGUCCACGUCCAACGGCUGUUCGUAUGCUCCCACUAGGAAUUGUUCGGUCAAGAUUCUUCAAACAGGCUUCAGGAACCUAUGCGCUAACGUCUUCUGUGGGCUGCGAGAUCUGUGAUACAGUCUUCACGAGUCUGAUGCAGCUGGCAACCCACAUACGAAUUGGACAUCAAAUACCUAUUUACGAAGACUUCGUGCGAGGCCGUGCUUUACCGCCUAUUGAAUGUACUGUGUGUAAGAAUCGUUUCUUCACCGAUGUGGGUUUGGAGCGACACAACUUGGGCAUACAUGGUUUCAUCACACAAGAAAUGAUUGAUCUAGCUUUGUCGUUCCGUGAUAAUGGUCGGUGUCCUCGCUGCAGCAAGUUUAUCGAGCAAGGAUUGCUACAACACAUUUCUUCUGUUCAUAAUAUUCGGCUGACGAAAAUUAUCGUGACCUACUGCUGUCGGUUUUGUCCGCAAGUUCCGGGAGAAAUCUUUCCUUCUUUCGAAGCAUUCGAAGAUCACGUGUAUCGUCGUCACAAUCCGGUGCAGGAGUUCGGAAAUCAGAAUCUCGUCCGUGUCCCCGAGAUUGACUCGAGCCAGUUCUAUGUUGCCCCCAGUGCUGACCGUCUUCGAGAACAAAUAACCGUCGAUUCAAAUCUCAAAAUGAGUGACGAAGGUCCGACGAAACUUGAAAUUCAACAAGUUUUCAAGCGACUGAAAUCCAUAAGUGCGAAUAAGGCAAGUGUUUGUUUUGACUGCAAUGCGAAAAAUCCUACUUGGUCAAGUGUCACGUAUGGAGUGUUCAUCUGCAUGGAUUGCUCUGCUGUACACCGCUCCCUUGGAGUUCAUCUCUCGUUCGUUCGAUCUACGCAGUUAGAUACGAAUUGGUCUUGGGUGCAAAUCAGACACAUGCAGCUUGGCGGAAAUUCGAACGCCGAGAACUUUUUCAUUCAGCACAACUGUAGAACCACCGAUGCUCAGCAGAAAUAUAACUCGAGAGCUGCGCAGCUUUAUCGAGAAAAGCUACAUAAUCAAGCCGUUCAGGCGAUGCGCAUUCACGGGACGGUGCUUCAUAUCGGAGGUUCAAGUGUAAAUUCUGAAGCGCUCUCUCCGGAAGUCAAGGAGAAACAAAUCGAUUUCUUCGAAGAACACACGAACGGUUCGUCAGUUGCAGAGGAGCAGGAUCAAGACGCUUUCUUUGGGUCGCCUGGAUCCGAUUCGGUUUCUGUUCGUCAGACUCAGUCGGCGGAAGAAAAUAUGACUGGUCCUAAUGUCGAUGCAAUUUUUUCGACUUCGUCGUCUAAGGCGGUACCGUUAAAGAAAUCGACAAUCGGUGCGAGAAAGCCUGCUGCGAAAAAAACUGGGUUGGGCGGCAAAAGAGGUGCGAUGGGUGCGCAAAAAGUUCAUACGGAUUUCGCCGCCGUCGAGAAGGAAGCAGAACUAGCAGAUCAGAUCAUGUUUGAAUCCAAGUCUAAGAAGAACGAAGUCGUGAAAGAGUCGACCGUGGAAGACGCGGCCGCAAAGAGAGAGGAGCUAGCAUCAAUGAAAUUGGCUUACGAAACGCUAAGCAAGGAGCAGGAUCGCGCCAGAAUUACGCUGGAUCCUCAGAAAGCAGAGCAAGCGGAACGCCUGGGAAUGGGAUUUGGAGGCUAUGGCUCGUCGUCGUCAGGAGUUAGCCAUUCAGUGUUUUCUGAUCUAAAGACAAUCGAGCAAAAACCGAUUGGAGCUUCAGCCAAAAAAUCGACGAAUCAUUCCAAAGACUUCUUCGCAGUGGAAAGCGAUGAUGACGAUUUUGAGGAUUUGGGCACUAGCUUGAAGUCAAAAUCCCGGGGGUCGUCGUCAUUUUUCGCGGAGCAACUGGGCGAGGAUGAUCCAUGGGACAAAAAGAAAACUUCUAAGCCCAGUUGGGAAAAGGAUUUAGAAGCCCGCACGGGUGCGAUGAAAAUUUCUUCCGGGUAUACCGACUCUUCUGCGCCGUCCCCAAGAGUUUCGAAUCCUUCCACUGCCGUGUCGACUGAAGACACGUUGAAGAAGUUCGCUAAUGCGAAAUCUAUUUCUUCCGAGCAGUUCUUCGGAGAAAAAGAUCCAUCUUAUGAAGAACGGAUGAAUCUUGCUCGAUUUGAAGGAUCAUCGGCCAUUUCGAGCGAUGCUUACUUCGGGAGAGAAUCCCAACCGUCUGGUAGUCGAGGGUAUGCAUCGAGUAUGAAUAUGAAUGCCCCAGAUUUAGACGACGUCAAAGAAAGCGUUCGCCAAGGAGUUACCAAAGUUGCCGGGAAACUUUCCAAUUUGGCGUCUGGUGUCAUGCAGCAAAUUCAGGUCGGUUACUUUCUGUUAUAAUUCACUUGAAAAAUUUAUAAGCAUGUUUUAGAGUUCUGAAGAGAUUUUUGCAUGAUUUGGCGGAAACACAGUUAAAAAAAAAAGAAGGCAUUCUUGGUGAUAAUCUGGGCCAAAUUUCUGGCAUCAGUUUUGUUCAACAGUUUCUAUAAAAAAAAUCAUUGCCGUGUCUGUUUUACUGCAGCAUCUGAGGAAGUGAUGGCAUGUCAACUACCGGGAAAUGCUAUUCGACGAGGGUAAUUAAUGUGUGAAGCGUGGGGUUUCUUAUUACAGUACUGUAUUUCUUGUGGCUGGUGAUACGGUUGUAGGCAUAUUAUUGCGGUGUCCUCACGUGUGGGUUGCGUAAAUGCGAAUUCAUGGGGCUAUUGCUGCUUUUCGUGAGCAAGCGUUCAUUAAAAACUGUGUUUUCAGGAUCGAUAUGGAUAUUGACGUGUGUGCCGGAUCAAUUCCAAAUGAACUGUGGGAGGGUUUCUCAAUUCGUGCUCUAAGCUCGGGAAGGCUAUGCCGCGGAGGAUGUCUUACAGCGUCAUCUUACUUUCUUUUCUUCGCCCAGUGUACGGAUUUCACUUUAGCGCGGUUGAGAUGGUGUGUGUGUUCUGAGUGAUUUUUCUGAAUUCAAAGCAUAAUGGUUUUGCUCUUUUAUUGCAUGAAGAUUUUCUUUGAAUGUUACUGUGCCUCACUUAUUCAGUCUCAAGGAUUAUUUUUUCAAUCAUGUAAUCAAAGGAAAAAUCCAUUUUGCAGCAGUGAUAAAUUGGGUUGCCUCACCUUGCAAGGAUACAAAUGAUCUUUGAGAUGUCUAUCAGGUCGGUGAUGGUUUGGUUUAUUAAGUGAAUGUGUACAGACCUCUUCCUUGCUAGUUACCCGAUUCCGUGGGAAACAUGGCUGAUCCCAUCGAUCGAACUCUUCAAGUUUAUUCGACGUUGGUUGAGGAAUAAGAAUUUUUCACCGGAUUCUGUUGUCAUUCUCUGGUAAACGGAAAUACAUAUAUAGUUCGCUAUAAAUUGCGUGGACAAACGUCCUUUUUGCCUCCUGCGAUUUCAAAUGUAUUAUGAAUCUCCACGCUGAAGUAGGUAACACUUUUGAUAGCGAAUUUCGAAUGAUUCUCCUCAAUUUUUCAGGCUUUACUGUGAAGGGUGAGAAUACUACAUAAACAUUCGGCGGAAUAUGUCUAAUCAUUCAGAGCUUAUGAAGUUUGUGAAGGAGUAUCCUGAUUUCCCGAAACCUGGGAUCACGUUUCGUGAUGUGUUUCCGAUGUUUUCGGAUCCCCAAGCUCUGCAGUCAUUAGUCGACGCAUGUGUCGAUAUAGUGUCCCGUGGUUCUCGUCCAGAUGUUAUUCUUGGCGUUGAAUCCCGAGGAUUUUUGCUUGCACCAUUGAUAGCAUACAAGUUGGGAAUCGGAUUUGCUCCCGUGCGGAAAGUGGGCAAACUGCCUGGUAGAACAGCGUGUGAAUCCUAUGAUUUGGAAUAUGGACAGGAUUCUAUCGAAGUACAGGUGGACAGUUUUAAACCAGGGCAGAACGUUGUCGUACUGGACGACUUGAUCGCAACUGGAGGGACUCUAUCCGCUACAUGCAAGCUGGCUAAGAAGCUUGGCGCAAAUGUGAUAUCAUGUCUAACGAUUGUGGAAUUGAAGGAUCUCGGGGGACGAGCGAAAAUCGACGCGCCAGUUUUUUCGUUAAUUACUUAUUAGAUGUGAUUUUCUAAAGGGAAAGUGAUAUUCAAGAACCGGGUAUUCGUUGGUGUUCGUGCUUUACUAUUCGGUUAUAUUCCGUAAAUGGAUUAACUCAGCGAGUCUGCGAUUAUUUGUGAAUUAAUUGUCCUUCAUCUGCACCCCGUUGUUAUAUUCAGUGUAAUUUACGGAAAAAUCGUUCAUCGAAAUCUCAUGUAAUUAAAUUGAGAUCCUCAAAGGAAUGAAAAUCAGUUUAAGUUCCUCCACGGCUUUUUUCGAGAAGCUUACUCUUACUAGCUAUCUACUACCGUGUCAACGCGUGGCUAUUUCCUGGUUGUAGCUUAAAAUGUUUGAGCAUUUUGUUUUGGGGUGAUGAGCUAUUUUUGCUGAGAUUUAAAAAAGAAUUGGCAUCAUCUUUGUUCUUUUUUGUCCGUAGGCCAUGCAAAUUGUUGUUCUGAAUCAUCUUUGUUUUUUGAAUUAGUCGUUCUAUAUUUUCGGUUUUUAUUUGCCCAUGAACAUAUACGCGUUUCUCUGCUUCGCACCUGGUUUGUGGGGUACUACUGCAGUAGAAACUGCGACAAACUGAAGCGUUUUUAUCCCUGUUUUUAUUGAUUAUUCGAUGGACGAACGAAAAAUGUAUUCCGACGGUUCAAAAUUUUUUUGGGAUUUGAUGCUGUGAAAGAAAAGGUAUUCUUAAAAGUG